Messenger RNA from Scylla paramamosain (green mud crab), 1794 nucleotides. RefSeq lists its product as uncharacterized. Bases 1 to 1560 code for a protein of 519 amino acids. NCBI's taxonomy places the organism in Eukaryota, Metazoa, Arthropoda, Malacostraca, Decapoda, Portunidae. The record is from RefSeq and is a predicted model, not a curated record. The transcript is spliced from 5 exons.
AUGCGAGGAGACAGCGACGGCAGUGACGGCGGCAACGUGGAGCAGGGCGUGAUGAAGAAGGGCGCGGUGGAGAGCAGUAGCGGCAAUAGUGACGGCAAGAAGGACACCCGGGGCGGCAGGCGAGGGCGGCUGGGUGGCGGCGAUGGCAAGACGGAGGUGGGCGCGGUGAUGGCAGCGGUGGUGGCGGUGGCAGUGCUGGCGACGAUGGGAGGCGUGUGGGCGUGGCGGCGGAGGUGGCGGUGGCAGGGUGGCGGCAGUGUCAGCGCCGCCGCCCGAGGUCCUGCUGGGGGUUCGUCGUUUUCCAAGAGGUCACCGUCUCCGCGUCACUUCUGGAAUACAGACAAAGCAGUGGAGGCCUCGGCCGGUGGAUCCACAGGGAGACUCCCGACCUUGAACGAAAACUCUUCGCUGGGAGACACAACAGCCGGGGGGAGCGGGAGCGGCGGUGCUGAGUCGUCCCCCUGUGACAGCCAGCGGAACAGCGGGGCAUGCAGCACCUCCACCCCGACCCUCAGCCAGAAGACGGUGUGCAGCGGCGGCAAUUCCUCCCCGGCGGAGAGCAGCAGAGCGAUGGGCGGCGACAGUAGCUCCUCCCUCACUAGUAGUCUGAAAACAGUGUGCAGCGUGGGCACCUCCACUCCCACGGACGGCAUGAAGUCCAGGGACAGCACCUCCUCCCCCUCUCAGUCCCCGGCAGCGGUGGGGCGCGGCUUGAGCAGCGGUGGUGGUGGCAGCAGUAGUAGCAACAGUAGUAGGAGGACUGCAGUGAUCACUUACCGGCCUUCCCCACCGUCUGGAGGCCCCUGCAGAAGAGGCGCGGGGGGACGGGGCGGGGCACAGCGGCCCAUGAGUGCGGUGGCGGACCUCGGUGUUGGCAGCCUUAGGAAGUCCUUCCUGCUGAACGGGGAGGAGGAAGAAGAAGAUUACCUCGGAAAGGCCAGUCCGGAAGAGAGGAUCAGGAGGAGAAGACACACACUGGUCGAGGAGGAAGAAGCCGCGGAAGAAAGGAGGAGGAGGAGGAGGGCGGCAGGGGUAAGAUUCAGCUUUACCCCCGGGGAGAUGGAGGAGCAGGAAGAUGGCCUUGGAGUAGCCUACCACGGGGCGAAAGGAAGCUACCUGCUGAGAGAGCUGAAGGGCUACCCAGGCACCUUGCCACGCCGCGCCCCCAGAGACGCGUUGCCUCAGCCCCCCAGGGGGCACUUUGGAUCUAGGGAGGUGCUCGACUUGUCUGGGUCAGACCGCGGAUCAGGAGAGUUCGUACCAUACCCCAGGCCGCUGUACAGCUCCAGGGACGUGUUUGGCGGCUCCGGGGUACGCCUCAGGGAAGACAGCUACGCCGAGUUUUACCCGCACGGCCACCGCGAGGCUCCAGGCCGUGCGGGGGUGCGAGUUCAGCUGUCUGGACGUGCCCAGCUUCACAGGGGCUCCAGGCACUCCCUUGGACACGGAGCGUCGGUCGGGGAGCUGAGGAGCGCCGGGUCAAUCCAGCGUCGGGGCAGCUGGGCCUCCCUGCACUACCCUGUGGACCAGCUGAUCAAGGCCGCCGAGACGGUGGUGUGAGACCGUCCGGCCGGCUGUCACUAUUAUUAAUACUGCUGCUGCUGCUGCUGCCUAUGCUGCUGCUGCUGCUGCCUAUGCUGUGCUAUCUUCUGUUUACUGCUGUUCAGACGGUCAGCUCAACACGUUGCUGCUUUGGUCUUCUGUCCGUGGCGUUCCUCCUUCUUUCCUCCAGCUUCUCUUUCCCUUAUUUGACGAUGAUACUAACAAUACUAAUAAAAAAAAUAGUUGGCAUAA